Messenger RNA from Vespula vulgaris, 583 nucleotides. It is a transcript of the gene galla-1, whose product is annotated as MIP18 family protein galla-1. NCBI's taxonomy places the organism in Eukaryota, Metazoa, Arthropoda, Insecta, Hymenoptera, Vespidae. The record is from RefSeq and is a predicted model, not a curated record. The transcript has 3 exons. Bases 39 to 554 code for a protein of 171 amino acids.
UACAGUAUGCUGUUAUACAACAUUGACUGUGAAUAAAUAUGUUAUCAUUUUUUCGAAAGUUAUCAAUUGGUUGGAAGGUUAGAGAUGGUAUGCUUCCAGAAGCAAUCAUGGGAACGGCAGACGUCGUAAAUUUAAAGGAUCAAAAUGCUUUUGCAUUAAAGACAGAUUUAGAAUUGAAAGAAUCUGUUUAUGAUUUGUUGAGAACCAUUAAGGACCCGGAGAAACCACAAACCUUAGAACAACUCGAUAUAAUAUAUGAAGAUUGUGUUAAUAUUUGUCAAAGUACUCCUAAUGGUAUUUCUGUAAUACGAGUUGAAUUUAACCCAACAGUGCCACAUUGUUCAUUAGCAACACUUAUAGGAUUAUGUAUCAGAGUAAAACUUGAACGUCAUUUAGUAGCAGUAUUUAAAUUGGACAUUUUUAUCAAAGAGGGUACACAUUCUACAGAACAAGAAAUUAACAAACAAAUAAAUGAUAAGGAACGAAUAGCAGCUGCUAUGGAAAAUCCAAAUUUAAGGGAUUUGGUAGAAAAAUGUAUUCAAGAAGAAGAUUAAUAAAUGUAGAAAAUCAUUUUUUAUCCUAA